GAAAGCGAUCUUGCUCGAGAAACUCAAAAACAUGCCGCGCCCGCCAUCGCCCUCGAUACCAGAGAAAGAGUUCACGUACGGCGCACUCAAACAAGGGCUGCGCCUCGAUGGGCGGCUCCCACUCGAACUACGCACGCCAACGCUUAGCUUUGGGCCCGACCUCGGCUGGGUUGAGUGUGCGAUGGGCAAGACACGGGUGCUCGCGCAGGUAGAUGGUAAAAUGGUAAAGCCCACACCAGAACGACCGCUUGAGGGUAUCAUCACCAUAAACUCUGAAAUAUCGCCCAUGGCAUCGAGUGAAUACGAGCCAGGUAGGCCAUCAGACGAAGAAGUGACUAUGACGAGGAUGCUGGAUAAGGUCCUUAGGAGAAGUGACGCGGUGGACAAGGAGAGUUUGUGUGUGCAGGCGGGUCAGCGGGUUUGGCACCUCCGACUAACAAUCCAUUGCCUCGCGGACGCAGGAAACCUUCUCGAUUGUGCUUGUCUCGCCGGCAUCGUCGCGCUGAAGCACUACCGGAGACCAGAAGUGGAAGUAGUCGGUGACGAAGUGACAAUACACCACCCCUCCGAGCGCGCGCCCGUCUCACUAUCGCUACACCAUACACCAUACUGUUUCACUUUUGCAUACUUCCCUGACACCUCCACCCAGGCUGUGCUCGACCCGUCGCUCCUCGAACAGCGCCUGUCCGCGGGGGUACUCAGCAUUGCGCUCAACGCGCAGCGCGAGCUCUGUGUCGUCCAAAAGGCGGGUGGCGUGCCGCUCGCGCCAGACGAAGUGCUUCGCAUCGUCGACAUCGCUGUGCAAAAAGCAAAGGAGCUCAAUACACUUGUAGAGAGGAGACUGCAGGAGGACUGGGCAACGAGACAUGUUGAGGUUAGGUAGUGGCACGGUAAGGAUGGCUGUAUGCGCAUAAAAUCCGAGCUGAGCGGUGAAUUUUGAAUACGUGCGUUAUGCUGCGCGGUUAAUUCAUGUCAGUUCGACACUGAACCUGACCAAAAUGUCCCUUGCUCUGACCAACGCCUGACUGCCUCUCAGUUGGUAGAAAACUUUGCGGGAGACAUCGCGACGUUUAUUGUAGAACCAAAUGCAAGAGAAUGACAAGGUCGAAGCUACCGUCUGUUACAAUCAGCUGCUUCAUUCCUGUCAGGAGGCC
Molecule: messenger RNA, 1154 nt
Organism: Phanerochaete carnosa HHB-10118-sp
Lineage: Eukaryota; Fungi; Basidiomycota; Agaricomycetes; Polyporales; Phanerochaetaceae
Exons: 5
Coding region: 32-883 (283 amino acids)
Biological process (GO): nuclear polyadenylation-dependent mRNA catabolic process; U5 snRNA 3'-end processing; nuclear polyadenylation-dependent rRNA catabolic process
Cellular component (GO): cytoplasmic exosome (RNase complex); nuclear exosome (RNase complex)
Source: RefSeq, a predicted model, not a curated record